UCUUGCAUUACUUGCAUUUAACUUUGCCAAUUGUUAUUAGAAAAUCCAAUCCAAAAAUCCAAAAAUUUCCCUCCACUUCAUUCACCGUUUCGUCUAUUUUACCAACUCAUCCUUUCUUACUACCACGUUUCCUUUAUAUCUCCUCUAACAAUAUUUUUCAUGGCGGCUAGUCGACGAGGUUCAUUAUAUAGCACCAUAAAAGUUCUAAACUACUAGAUUUAACUCUUGUGCGUAGGAGUCAUCAUCUAGUACAUAAUGUGUGCGGCUAUCGAAUCCCCUGCCGAUCCUGGCGAUUUACGUCGCCGACAGGUGUCAACCGAGACAUCGUCAAACAUGAAUAAUGAGAACCAUGAUAGUGACAGUGAAGAUGCUAAGGAUACUGUAACUUCAUCAAAGCCUAGAAAAACCUACGGCCGUACUAAAGAUGGAACAGUUUUUACGGUACCUACGACCCACGACAUGGUAUCGCAGUUACUUGAUCCUAGAGAACCUAAGAACUUGUCAGAUGCUAUUGUCCUCGCUGUUCUUGCGGUACAUAUUCUAACCCUUUACUUCCUCCCGGAGUCUCUGAAACGGCCUGUUUUCGCUGUCGUUUUCUUAUUCUGGCGUGCUGCUUACAAUCUCGGCAUUGGUAUUCUUCUACGAUUGCAAUCAAAUGAGAAUAGGCUCAUCGCAUGGGCUAAAGACUGGAAGCUCUUCGAGAACCCGGCUACUGGCAAAAACCCACGACCAUGGUUGUACAGCCUCCUUAAGCGUGAGCUGGAGAUCAAGAUCCCUGAGGACUACGAAUUUGAGAAGGCACCAAUCGAGUACAACACUUGGUUAGUCUUCAGAAGACUUGUUGAUCUCAUUCUCAUGUGUGACUUCGUCUCAUACUGCCUGUUUGCAAUUGCCUGCGGCCAUCGCCCAGACGGAGAACCAUUCUACGUUACUAUUGCCCGGUGGUUCUUUGGAUGGCUAACUAUAGGUUUCAACCUUUGGGUCAAGCUCGACGCUCACCGAGUUGUCAAGGACUAUGCCUGGUACUGGGGUGAUUUCUUUUACCUCGUUGAUCAGGAGUUGACUUUCGACGGUGUAUUUGAAAUGGCGCCUCAUCCGAUGUACUCAAUUGGAUAUGCAGGAUAUUACGGCAUUUCCGCGCUCGCUGCUAGUUAUUCUGUCCUCUUUAUCUCCAUUGCAGCCCACGCCGCUCAACUCGCUUUCCUAGUACUCGUGGAAAAUCCUCAUAUCCAGAAGACAUAUGACCCACCCACUCGCAAGAGUGAAGUGCCAGACAGACCCCGAAUUUACAACCUGUUGGGUAUUCAAAAUAUUGAUCUAUUACGGACUGUGGAUUAUUCUACCUUCCUCAUCAAUUCACUUGUUGCCAUCUUGGCUCUUUCCACACCGCAAACGACGUUACACCAGACAAUGUUCUUCUCAUUGGCGCUCGUACUUCGACUCUGGUAUUCUAUCGGCCUAGGCGUGAUUCUUACUCGGCAAUCAAACAGCAAGGCAUGGACACGCCACUUUCUGAAAGUUGGAGAGACUCCAGAGGAAGGUUGGCGACAAUGGAAAGGAUAUUACCAUAUCACUCAGAGCCUGUGCUACGCUACCUUCAUUGGUGCAUGUUGGAAGAUGUACUCCGCCCCGGUUGACUGGAACUACGGAUUUGUACUAUUGAGACAUGUCAUCGGUGCCAGUUUGAUCGCUCUUCAAAUAUGGACUGCUGUGAGCAUAUACGACUCUCUUGGCGAGUUUGGUUGGUUCUUUGGCGAUUUCUUUUUCGACCAAGGCGCGAAACUUACAUACACAUCGAUUUACCGAUUCCUGAACAACCCGGAGAGAGUUCUCGGCACUGCUGGUCUAUAUGGCGCGGCCAUUAUUACCUGGAGCAGGUCUAUAUUCGCAUUAGCAUUGGUUAGUCAUAUUUUGACGCUUGGGUUCCUACACUUCGUGGAGAAACCGCAUAUGCAGAAGAUCUAUGGACGUAACCUUAGACGCGAAGCCGGCUUGACGAAAUUCAUCAAGAAGUCCCUACCACCUCCCGUUGUAGAAUGGCAGUCGGGUGUAGGUAAAAUUAUGGAUGAGACUUCUCACUUUGUUGAAGAUUUCUUAGAUACGGCGCGGCCGAAGUUGGCGGCGGGCGUUUCGACGAUAGUGCGAGAUACAACGGCGCUCUUUAACAAAUACCCGGCGCGUCUCACUUUGACCAAGCUUUCACCCGAUCUUGCAGGUUUCAAUCCGAAGCAUUAUUCCCUUACUGUAGAAGGAGAGUCAUCUGGAUUUUCUGCUUUGUCGGAACGGGCUAGUGGUAAGGAAGGCACGGCUGGUCGGUUCCCAAAUGAGCUGAAAACAAUGAUUUUCGAAUAUGGUGCUCCAAUCAGGGUUAAGUGGAGAGCACCAGCGCAUCACGGCAAGAAAGAUUGGAUCGGUCUAUACAUGGUGGCUGACAACCGCUCUCGUGAAAUUACCGAACUUUCGUCACUUGGACGAUGGAUUCCGGCGGUUCCUGGCCAAUUCCAGUCCACUAUAGCUGAUAGGGGUAUCUUAACUUGGGACCAGCCUGUUGAAAGUUCCGAGAGCAAAGGUGCUAACCUCGUAUCUGGUGAGAUGGUAUUCUCGGGAGAUAAACUAUGGUGGACCCAAGGUGUUUUCGAGUUCCGUUAUCAUCACGACGGUAACCACAACGUGAUGUCGAUUUCGCAACCAUUCGAGAUACACAUCGGCCGCUUUGACUAUGAAGAUAUUGAAACAGACCAUGAAGCUACGGUCCAAUCGGCUAUCGAGUCUGCUCUUCUACCGGUUACACAGAACUGCUUCGACAGAGACCCUGACAUCGCACCUAGUACCCCAUCAGAACCGUUCGGAAGCCAUUUGGAACGGGACGGCAGAUACUCUAAGAGAUUGGUCUAUGCCAUCCACCAGAUGUUCGGUAUUGAGUUUGCGCCGGCUGUGGUUACUGCUGAUGGGAAUGUGAGAAACUUAGCUUGGCGAAUUCAUAAUGCUAAGCAGGUUUUGGCGCCUUACAGCAUGUCUUGCUCCAGAGGAACGACGACACCGGCGGCAGAGAAACCGGGUAGCCCUUGAUUAUAAGGGUAGUAGUAAUUGGGAAAUACAUGAUGCUCAAAAUAUUACGCAACAUUGGAGGGGAGUUGGAAGGUUGGAGUGUGGAAGUCUCGUUUCAAAAUUUUGUUUAUUUUCGAUUUCCACUUUCUGCAGGCAAAGCAUGAGCAUAUCGCAUUUAGUAUUGUUUUGCAUUUGUUGAGAUACCAAAUUACAUGACGUUGGAGGGUAUGAUAUGAUGAGGGGCGGAUGGAAGGAUGUUACAAGUUUGGAAGGCAUUGGUUGGCUGGAUAUCUGUAAACGAGUUGCAUUACACGUGUUUAAAAUGUCCAGUCUAGCGGUGUUUGGUAGUGCGGCAUAUCGUGCAUGGAGGUUUCUUUGAUUCAUGUUAUGUUUUUGUGGUUGAAUGGAGCAAGCAUUUAUUUUGAGCUGAUUGAAAUGGUAGGUAUACUGGUUCGUUGAGUCGGUAUAUUUGUAUAUGACCUGCACAUUGUCACAUAACCCGACGUAGAGAUGUCAUAGCGAUAGUAAAUAAAUGAAAAAUAUUGCUAUA
Hypoxylon trugodes is the source of this 3598-nucleotide messenger RNA. Its product is annotated as phosphatidylethanolamine N-methyltransferase. The record is from RefSeq and is a predicted model, not a curated record. NCBI's taxonomy places the organism in Eukaryota, Fungi, Ascomycota, Sordariomycetes, Xylariales, Hypoxylaceae. Bases 256 to 3069 code for a protein of 937 amino acids. Gene Ontology annotation, biological process: phosphatidylcholine biosynthetic process. The transcript is spliced from 3 exons. Gene Ontology annotation, molecular function: phosphatidylethanolamine N-methyltransferase activity.